CCUCUGUACAGGUUUUAGAAAGACACCACGUAAAAUUUGUAAACAUGGCAGACAAAAGGAAAAAUCGUCGAAGAAAUGAAAAGAAUGGAGAAGAAAAGUGCACAAAAGAGGAAUAUGCAGUGGCCAAACAUCUACGAUUUAAUAUACCUAUUAAAGAGGCCAAGUUUGUGGCAAUGGGAGAGGAAGUCAAAUGUUUCAUAGCUAAGGAUGCUGUGGAUGCUUUAAUGGAUUCAAAAUGGGCGAAAAAAUCUGACGGUGAAAUACAGAUCACGGACAGAAAGUCAUGUGUUAAUCUGAUGAAUACUUUCCUUCAAAAAGGACUAUUCCACAGAGCAGUUAAAGUGGAGAGAAAGAAAGAUAAAAGUGACAAAGCAAAGAAAAAGAAAAAAGAUGAUGAUGCUAUUGAGGAGGAUAAAAAGUCAAAGAAGGAGAAGAAAAAAGCCAUCACAGAUGGACAGGAGAGUGAGUCAAAAACAGAUGAAAAAAAGAAAGACAAGAAGGAUGAAGACAAAAAGGAAGAAAAGAAAGAAGAAAAGAAGAAGAAAGAAAGAAGACUGAAAUUAAAUAUGCAUGACGACCAAAUCUUCCUUGACGGAGAUAAUAUAUAUGUGUGGAUAUAUGACCCCAUACCAGCAAAGACAUUUUUAAUUGGACUUCUUAUGGUUGUGGGAGCUGUGGCAUUCUGUUUGUUUCCCCUGUGGCCAGAUGAAAUACGAAUUGGUGUUUACUAUCUUAGUUUAGUUGGGGCUAGUUUUGUUGGAUUUGUUCUAUUUUUAGUUGUUUUGAAACAGAUAUUGUUUUGUUUGCUAUGGUUACUGACAUUUGGAAAAAUACAUUUCUGGCUGUUCCCAAAUUUAACAGAAGAUGUUGGAGUUCUUGAAUCUUUUAAGCCAUUUUAUGAAGUUAAACGACCAAGUGAAACGAAAAAAGCCAAAGACGUUAAAAAGGAAAUGAGAAAACGGAGGGAAAAAGCUCUUGAAAAUGAAGAAACGGAGAGUGAAACACAAGAAAUGGAUGCCGAAAAAACAGAAGAACAGGGAUUUGAAAUGGUAUCUCAUGAAGAUAUUACUGAAAAUGGGGAUAAAGUUCAAGAUGAAAAUGAUGAGGAAGAUAAAGAUCAUGAAGGAGAUGAUGAAGAUGUUGGAGAAGAGGAGGAAGUGAAAGACAAUGAAAUGGGAGACAACUCUGACAAUGUUGAUGAUAAAAAAGAUAAAUGAACAAUUUUUUCGUGGUUUUAAUCUAGUCUGUUAUCAUUCGGGAAAAUGGAUUUUGUUUCAAUAGAAUAGCAAAGAUGAGGAUAAAAGUGAUCCUUUUAAAGGUCAACAUUAACAUUGGUUUGAUAUUCAUGUCAUAUAUAUAGCUUGCAUAAUUUAGUCUUUUGAAAAAUUUCAAGAUUUUGUCUCAUCCAGUGGUUCAAAAAUUAAAAUGUGGUGGCCCUGUUCAUUUCCUUGAACCAUUGGAGGAAACAAAUUAUGGGUCCAUUUUUUUUACUGGUAGUCAGAAAAGAAAAAGAAAAUUUUUGAAUUUCAUUUCAUUGUAUCAUAAGACAUUUCCACAAAGACUGUCAUCAAAUAAAAAUGAAAAGAAGAACACAAAUAGCUGCUUCAUGAAUCAGAUUUACUUUAAAUUUUGCUGUCGUGACAGGAAAAUAAACAUCAGGGAACCUGAAGUAGAAGGGCAGGGUACCAGUUAAAGGUAUAAAAGUACCAGGAGCCUCUAAACAUGUAUACAAUUAUUACCAAAGUAGCAUGGUCAUUUAUAUUUGUAUUCAGGGCUGUUCCAUUAAGAUAAAUGUUGAAGGAGAGGAAUGGAAGUUUUGUUUUUAAAGAUGGUGCAUUUAAUGUAUUCUAAAUUUCUUAAAGAUAGUAUGUUUGUUGUGUUAUUAUUAAAAGUUCCUCUCUAACCUCCAAUAUUUGUUUUAAUGGAAUAACCCUAAGUAUAUUGGUCAUAGCCAGAUAGUUUAUAUUUAAACCAAAUAUUAAAAAAUAAUCACUUCAUAACUGCAGAAUUUAGGACACAGGCUGACCUUAAAUUUUAACACUGGAUAUAUAUUAAAUAAGACAACUUUGCCCAAAAAACUCCUUAAAAAGCUGACAAUAUUAAUCUAAGAAAUAAUAUAAAAGGGUCCAUUAAAGUUAAUUAUUAAGAUUUUAGGCCAUUUUAUGAUCUUUUAAACAUUUUUUCAUACAUUUUGCUGUCUAACUUUAGGUUAUGAGGUCCUGGUAUUUCCAUGAUUGUUUGUCUUGGAAAUAAACUGAUGUAUGUUUUAUGAAGUGAAUAACCAAUGCUCUAAAUAUUUUUGUUAUUGUUAAAAAAACUCAUUAUAUGAAUUUAAAAAAGAUUGGUCUACCUGUAUUUCUAAGGGGUGGCAGUUAUUUCCUGGCUAGAAUACUGUAUGUACCGUUUCAAGUCAUCUUCAAGCCAUGCUUUUUUCUGAUCAGAUGUAAGCUUUUCAUAGAAGACAGCUGCCUCAUGCACAAAAUAUUUCAUUACUAUUAAAUUAAGUAAUGCGUUAGAAUCAACACUGGAGUACUGAGAAUGGUUGUGCAUCUUAUUUCAUUUAAACAUGUGAUAAAGAGAAAAUUGUUGCACCACAUUUUACUGUUCAUUCUUCAACAUCUACCAAGAGAUAGCAAGGAAAAUCGUGCACCAUUGUUCAUUAUUCAUUAUAUGCCAUCCCAUAAUAUUUAUUAUUAAUUGUAUAUCUAUUCAGUAUUGUCAUUAACAUUUGAAUACAUGUAAUAAAGGAAGGAAGACAAAACAUGCUUUGCUAAA
Messenger RNA from Mytilus californianus (California mussel), 2775 nucleotides. Its product is annotated as translocation protein SEC62-like. Lineage: Eukaryota; Metazoa; Mollusca; Bivalvia; Mytilida; Mytilidae. Gene Ontology annotation, cellular component: endoplasmic reticulum; endoplasmic reticulum membrane. Bases 45 to 1217 code for a protein of 390 amino acids. The transcript has 9 exons. Gene Ontology annotation, biological process: post-translational protein targeting to membrane, translocation. The record is from RefSeq and is a predicted model, not a curated record.